Effrenium voratum is the source of this 13288-nucleotide messenger RNA. NCBI's taxonomy places the organism in Eukaryota, Dinophyceae, Suessiales, Symbiodiniaceae. The record is from the annotation of a GenBank genome assembly.
CUCAAGCCAGACGUUGAACAGACUCAAUUGGAUCACUAGACUGUCAUAGACCCCAAGCUUUCAGUCCACAUUGUCACAUCCAAAGCUGAUGAGCACGUAUGCAGGCGACGAGCUUCCCGUGUUGGACUUGCCCCGGGAGCUCGAUGCGAGAGCCGAAGGCGAGGUGGAGCUGCGCUGGGAGCGCCCGCUUCCGGAGCUGAUCGCCGCGCUGGUGGCGCUGCUGCAGAAGUACACCCGCCAGGAGGACAUCGUGGUUGGCAUCAAAGACGCAAGGGUUCAGACGCCCCAGUUUGUGCGCGUGACGGAGGCAUCCCAGCAGACCUUAAGCCUGCUGCAGGCGGUGCCCCGGCAACCUUGCAAAUGCUGGCCACAGGUGGUGAUUGGUGAUGGCGAUGGCGAGGUUCUUGACCCGCCCGCAGGAGUGGAGCUAUUCUUGCUUCCAGUCAAGGAUUCUGUGAAGUGGUCAUGGAGCUCCAUGUUUUCAGAGAGAUGGGUGAAGCAAGCGCAGGAAGACAUGUGCCGGCUACUGGAGGGCCUGCGAAGCGGGGCUUUGGUCCGGGACCUGCGCUGGAUCUCCGUGGAGGAGGAGGCCCGGGUGCUGCACGACUUCAACCGGACAGCGACGGUGGCAGCCCCCACACUGCUGGAGCAGCUGUCAGAGGCUGCAAGCAGAUGGCCGGCCCGGGAGGCCGUGGUGCGUGCGGGGGACCCGUUGGGUCCGCUGAGCCACGGUGAGCUCUGGGCCUUUGCCGGGCGCCUGGCUGCGGCCGCCAGAGCCGGCACCGGGGCCCGUGUGGCCAUCUUCUUGGAGCGCGGUGUGGCCAUGGUGGUUGCCCUACUCGCAGCCUGGCGAGCAGGCGGCACGUGCAUGCCACUGGACGUGAAGACGCCCCGCCCACGACUUGAACAGAUGCUCCAAGAUGCAGAGGUCAGCUUGGUGAUUGCCAGUGCGGCGCUGGACACCUCGUGGCUCACGAGUCCAGUUCUCCGGGUGGAAGACUAUCGACACGGCGCAUCUCCAGACUUGGCGCAAAGCGUCGCUCCAGAAGACGCGGCUUACAUCUUGUUUACCAGCGGGUCUACAGGAGUCCCCAAGGGCGUGGUCCUGACUCACGCCAACCUUUCAGCAUAUGUCCAGUGGCAUGUGCCCUACUACCAGCUCACCGAAGAGGACCGUGUUCCGCACAUGGCCGGCCUCUCCUUCGACGCCUCCAUGGCGGAGAUCUGGCCGACGCUCUCCGUGGGCGGCUGUGUCCUGCCAGCCCCUGACGAUGAGGUCCGACUGCUGCCAGAGGCCCUUUGCCGCUGGUACGCUGAGGCAGGGGCAACAGUGGCUUUCCUGACCACGCAGCUGGCGGAGGCCGUGCUGGCAGAGCCACAGUUCCCAGAAAUGAGGCUCCGGGUGCUCUUCACGGGGGGCGACAAGCUCCACUUCCGGCCGCCGAGCCACGCGCCCUUCCAGCUCGUCAACAUCUACGGCCCCACGGAGUGUACCGUCAAUGUCACGAUGUGCUUGGUUCGUCCUGGAAGUGGCGCUCCGCCCAUUGGCGAGCCGGUGGCGGGCGUCCAACUCUACGUCUUGGAUGCGCAGAGGCGUCCUCAGCCGCCUGGGAUUUUUGGAGAGCUUUAUGUCGGAGGAGCGCAGGUAGGUGCUGGAUAUCUGCACAGACCUGACCUCACUGCGGAGCGGUUUGUGCAGAAUCCCUUUGCUGGCACCACGGGGAAGGAGGGGCCGCCUCUCUGGCCCACUGGCCCCGGCUGGGAUGGUCGCCUGGGUCCGCAGGGCUCGCAGGCGGUGUCCACGCAUGGCCCGCGGCUGUACCGCACCGGCGAUUUGGUCCGCUGGACGCACGAGGGGUCCAUCGACUUCCUGGGCCGCGCGGACUGCCAGGUCAAGCUGCGUGGUCAGCGAAUCGAACUGGGAGACAUUGAGUCGAAGCUCCUCUCCCACGAGGCGGUCCGAGAAUGUGUUGUGCAGUGUCGCACCCUGCCUGGCGGCCAUGACAAGUACUUGGCUGCCUAUUGGACGCCGAGUCCGGGAGCGAUCGCAAGCUCCAAGCUUAAGGAGUGGCUGCAGAGUGAGCUACCUGCCUACAUGGUGCCAACUGCCGUAAUGCAGCUGGAUGCGUUGCCGGUGAACAGCAACGGCAAGGUGGACCGCCGACAGCUGCCGGAGCCAAAGCUGGAGGAACCGGAGGAACCGGAGGAAUCGGAGCGAGACCUCCAGGUGCCGGCAGCGCUGGAGGCGAAGGUGCAGGCCGCUUUUGCUGCGGUGCUGGGCCGAGAUGUGGCGGAGGUGCCUCUCUCGGCAUCUUUCUUUGCGCUGGGCGGCCACUCCAUCUCGGUGGGGCGGCUGGUGAACCGCCUCCGCCGCGAGGGUCUGGGCAUCUGCCUGGCGGAUGUGUACUCGGCUCCCACGGUGCGGCAGCUGGCGCGGAGCGCAAAUGAAAAGCUUGAAAAGCAAAAGGAGCCCGAGAGCAUUGAGAAGGAAGGGCCUGAAGGGCCCAAAGGGCGCGAUUCGGAUUCUUUUCCUGCCAGCUAUCAGCAGCUGUCCUUGCAUGGGAUGGCCACCGUCAGCGCCAGCGCCUCUGCAGCCCUGAACUUGGCCCUCUGCUGCCAUGUCCGCGGACCCUUGGACGUCGGCCGCCUCUGCCAAGCCUUCCGUGCCGUGCAGCUGCGCCACGCUGCACUGCGCUCAGUUUUUGAGGGCCAGACGGGCCAGACGUGCCAGAUCAAGGAGGAGGACUGCCUGGAUUUCAGCCAGGUGGACAUGCCUGCAGACCUGGCGGAGUGGGUUCUUGAUCAGCAAUAUGAAGUCUUCAACUUGAGCAGCGGGCCCUUGUGCCGAGUACGCGUCGUCAAGGAGUCUGUGGACACAUGGAUCCUUCACUGGACCUUGCACCAUGUCAGUGUGGACCUUUGGAGCUACACACUGCUGCUGCAGGACUUGGGUGUGGCCUAUGACCAACUGCGCCAGGAGAAAGUUUUAUGGGACCCCGCACCGCAGUACAGCGACUACGCCCGGAGCCAGGCGCUGUCUCAGGCGUCUUUGCAGUACUGGCGGCAGAAGUUGCAGCCACCGCCACCUGCGCUGGCACUGGGCCGGAAGGACGCAAAGGACGGCAACGCGAACUUCAAGGGCGACAAGAUGGACUUCGAGCUGAGCGUGGGCUUGUCGCAGCGCUUGGCCGACCUGGGCAGCGCGGUGGGGGCGUCGCUGCACGCCACGCUGCUGACCGCGUGGAUGGUGUUGCUGUCACGCUACGCAGAGGAGGACGUGUGCGUCGGCACGCCCUUCGCGUGCCGCACCACCGUGGAGUCGGAGGCCACCGUGGGCUACUUCGUGACGCCGCUCUGCGUGCGAGCGCAGGUGGCUGGAGACCUCAGCUUCCGGCAGCUGCUGCGGCAGGUGGCUGCAGAGGUGCGCGCGGCCCUGCAGCACCAGAGGGUGCCGUUGGCCUCGGUCUGUGAGGACCUGGGCCUGGAUCUGCGCCAGGUCCUGCAGGCCAUGUUCAUAUUUCAGACCUGCCCCGACUCCGAAGGCUCCGGAGGCUCGGGCGUGCCCGUCGGGCUGCACUUGCCAUCCUUCUUCAUGGGCCACGAGGGCGCAGAGCUGCCGCUGGGCUCCGAGCUGCAGUUGGAAUCCAUGGGCAUCGGGCAGCGACACGCGCAAUUUGACCUGGCCGUGAUGAUGGCCUUUGCCCCGGGGCCGGCAGGGAAGCAGGGCCGCCUCAUCGGAAACUUCCAGUACAGCUCGGCGUUCAGCCGGGACACCGUGCUGCGGCUCCAGGCUCAGUACCAGCGCUUGCUGGAGGUCGUGGCAUCCGAUGCGGAUUCGCUGGUGGGCCACAUCCAGUUCGUGGACCACGCAGAUUUGCACCUGGAACGGGCUAUCAGCCCGUGGCAGGCCGUGCACGGGGAGCUGCCGGCCACGUCCCUGCCGGAGCUGGUGGCGCAACGAGCCAGCGCCAACCCCAGCGCCUUUGCCGUGGUCAGCCCCGAGGGCACCGUGACCUUCGGCGAGAUCCUGCGGCGCGCGGAGCUGCUCGGCGCCGAGCUCGGAGUUGGCCGCCGGUCCCGGCUGUUCAGCCGGGACCAAAGUGAGGGCCGGCGCAACUCGAGUGACCUGGACUUUGGGCGCGUGGACCAUCGUCUUGACCAGGCGCUCAUGGAGAGCUGCGUGGAGAGUGGGGAGAACCCGCUGGUGGGCUUCAUGGUGCGGCCAGGGCCCUGGAUGGUGGCCGGGCCCUUGGGCGCCUGGAUGGCGGGCUGCGGCUACUUCGCGCUGGAUGCCUCCCACCCCCUGGAGCGCAUCCACCAAAUGGCCCAGGACGCGGCCCCGCAGUGCAUCGUCACAGAGAAGAAGAGCCAAUCCGUCGGCAACUCUCUAGGCUGGCCCUUGAUCCUGGUGGAGGAUCUCAGGCCGCGGGCAAGGAGAGAGCCCUGGCCCUACCUGACCUCGGAGGCGCACGGACUUCUGGUUUUCACCAGUGGUUCGACUGGCAGACCAAAAGGUGUGCUGCUAUCCAACCGGGCACUUUUGGCGCACGUGCUCUUCACCAGCAAGCACUUCAACUUCAAGCCCGGGCAGGCGGUUUUGCAGCACACGUCUUGGACCUUCGAUGCGCCCGUCUGUGAGAUCUGGCCUGCCUUGGUGGCGGGUGCCACGGUCGUCAUGAGCAAGAGGGACGGUUCCAAGGACUUCCAGUACAUUUCCUCGCUGAUCGACGAGCACCGCGUCAGCCAUGCGCUCUUCGUGCCCUCCUUGCUGGCGGAAAUCCUGGAGCACCAAGCCCUGCCGCGAAGCUUGCGAUCCUUGGCUGUGGUGGGCGAGGCCUGCUCCCUCAGCCUGGCGCGAAGGAUCCUGGAGGCGCCUCUCUCCUUGAACAACUUCUACGGGCCCUCAGAAGCUGGCAUCGGAGCAACCAUCUACGAGGUUGACAAAAUCGGCAAAGUCCCUGCAGACGUGCAGACCCUUCCCAUUGGACGACCCGUCUCUUGGCAUCAGGUGUUGCUUCUGGAUCCUCAGCUUCGGCCAGCAGUCGGCCGAGCAGGUCAGAUCGGGAUCAUGGGCGAGGGGCUGGCAAGUGGCUACCUGCAUCUGCCGCAAGAGACUAAAACCAAGUUCAUCAAAACACCCAAGGCCAUACUGGACGUGUUUCCUGAGAGCGGUCCAAUCUUAUACCUCACUGGCGAUGUGGGAAGAUACUGCCAGGACGACCUGGAGUUUGUCGGCCGCCUGGACAACCAGGUGAAGCUCCGCGGGCAGCGAGUGGAGCUUGGAGAAGUAGAAGAGACGCUGCUUUCAGCGCCGGCUGUCACAGAGGCAGUGGCUUUGGUCCAUGGCGACCGGCUGAUUGGUUACGUCUCUAUCCUGCAGGGGGUGGAGGAAGGUGACGCUGUUCGAGAGUGCGUGGAGAAGACACGGCAGCGACUACCGAGGUACAUGUGGCCAGAGCUAGUGGUGGUCAAGGAGUGGCCGCGAGGACGCACGGGGAAGGUGGACCGCAAAGCGCUGCCGGUGCCUACCAUUUCUGUCCAGGACACAGUGGCGCCCAGGACGCCACUGGAGACAGCCAUCCUGGAGGCAUUUUGUCAGGUGCUGAGGCGAGAUCCCAAAUGCACCUCCAUCCACGCGGACUUCUUCGCGCUGGGCGGCACCUCGCUGAAGGCGGCCACGCUGCUCUCCUCGCUGCGGUCGCAAGUGCCGGAGGCGCGGGAGCUGCAGUUCGAGGAGGUCUACGCGCGCCCGGACGUGGCCAGCCUGGCGCAGGUGCUGUCCCAGACCCGCGAGGUAAUGCCGUUGGGUCCAGCUCCGCUGGAGGGCCUCAUGCCAGCAUCCCUGGGGCAAGAGCAUAUGCUGGUGCUUCAGGAGCUGCAGCCAGGAAGUGCCGCCUACAACUCGCCUCUCUUACUGAGGCUGGAGGGAGCCAUCGACCGAGCCGCUUUGGCUUCUGCCGUGGAGCGAGUCAUUGCUAGGCACGAUGUGCUGCGGAGCAACCUUUUGCGUGAUUUCAUCGACGGAGAGCCGGCAGUUGUGCAGGUCACCACCCCGAUCGGGGAGUUUCGAUGUGACAUGGAGUAUUGGACCAUGGAGGGCACGGAGGAAGCUCCCAGUCCAGUGCGCCGCCGGCUGAAGCCACAGACGCUGGUCCGGCGGCUCACAGAGCGCCGGCUCACGGAGCGUAUGGAGCGGCGCGACCGCAGCGGCAGCGGUGAUGCGCCUAGCCGCAACGCUUCGUGGUAUAGUCUGGAGAGACAAGGAAGCAACCGAGGCCUGAUGCGCAGCAACUCAGUCAGGAGCCGCUUCUUCUCGAGGGACCGUGAGCGGAGCUCCUGGUCGCCAGUGUGGCCGUCCUACAACUCGCCACCCAUGCGCUCGCCAGAGAGGCAGCAGGCAGCGCCGCUGAUGGAGAUGUCGAGCACCAGCAGUCUUACUUUGGGCAGCGACUUCCGCAGGUGUCAAGGCGAUGUCGUCUUGUCGUGGCUGACUCUAGAGGCAAAGAAACCAUUUGAUUUGCGAGAUGAUUCGCUGGUGCGGCUGGUCCUCGCCAAGGUGAGCUCGGAGCCCUGCGUCCACAUGCUGCUGAUCAACAUGCACCACUCGGUGACAGAUGGACGUUCCCUGGAGAUCCUGAGGCAGGAGAUCUCUACGGCCUACAACCAAUUGGUUCUGAAACAGGAUGUGCAGCUUCCUGCCCUGUCCAUGCAGUAUGCAGACUUCGCAUACUGCCAAAGGCGGUGGAUGGCCCAGGGCCGCAUGGAGAAGGAGCUGGCCUUCUGGCGCGUGCAGCUGCAAGGGCUCCCAGCCUUACAGGUGCCCACAGAUUUCCCUCGCCCAGCGAAACUUCCCUUGGACGGCGGGCAAGUCAAUAUCACUCUGCAGCCAGGGCUGGCCAAUCGGCUUAGAAGCCUGGCGCGUGCCAAGGGUGCCACGCUCUUCUCCGUGCUCAUGGGCAUUUUUGCAGUGGUGCUGAGCCGAUAUGGUGGUGCACUGGAUCUGGCAAUUGCUUCUCCGGUGGCAAACCGCCACGGGCCUGCGGUGGAGCCGCUGAUGGGAUACUUCGUGAACACGGUGAUCUUCCGCAUUGCCCUGCAGCCCCCCUGCUCCUUUGAGGAUUUGCUGCAGCGGGUGCGGGAGACGGCGGUGGGUGCGUUCCGGCACUCCUCGGUGCCCUACGCCUCGGUGCUGGAGGCCGCGCAGCUGGACGCCGCCGCCGUUCCCGCCAUCUUCGUGCUGCAGGACAAAGCCGAGAGGUCCUGGAGCAUGGAGGGCCUUCGGGUGGAGCAAAUCGAGUUGGAGCGUACCUCUGCCUUGUUCGACAUCACCUGCGAGAUGCAGGAAAUGCCUGGCACAGCUGGAGGCCUACAAGGCCUUAUCGUGUACAACAAGCACCUCUGGACGUCUGCGCGGGCUGCCCGUUUUGCGGAGAGCUUCCAGGCGCUGGCCGCGGCCGCGGCGGAGCAGCCGCAGGCGGAUCUCUUGGCCUUACCGGUCACCUCCACCAGCGAACGCACCCACUUGUUGGAGUGGGGCGCUCAUGGCGUGGCCUUCCCUCAGCCGACCCCCCUGGUCAAGGCCCUACAGCUGCAGCUCCUCCAAUGCCCGCAGCGGUUGGCCCUGGUUGUGGCUGACCGGACUGUCACGUACGAAGAGUUUGGUGCGCGCAUCAUGUCCCUGGCAGCAGCUCUGCGAAAGAAGCUUGCUGAGCCCGCCCCUGGAGAAGAGAUGGUCAUCGGACUGCUGCUGGCACGGUCCGUGGAACUCGCCGUUGCGAUCUGGGCAACCCUGGGCAUCGGAGCCGCCUACGUGCCCAUCGACCCGGAGUACCCAGCUGAGCGCAUUGCCCACAUCCUGGGCAAUGCCACGCCCAAGCUGGUGCUUUGCCGAGAGGAGCACUGCCAUUUGGCAGCUGUGGCUACCUUCUGCACGGUGCAGUGGCCCUUGCCGGGUUCCUCCAAGGUGGAUGUGGGCGGCAUUGAGCAGGCGCCCCCGCUGCGCCUGGCCUACAUCAUCUACACCUCCGGAUCUACGGGGCGGCCGAAGGGUGUGGCUAUCGAGCACAGGUCCGCAGCCAAUAUGGUGAGGGAGCAGCUGGCGCUCAUGAACAUCACCAAGGAGGAUCGCGUUUUGCAGUUCUUCAAGCCCGCCUUCGACGGGGCCGUGCAGGAGUAUCUCAGCACCUUUUGCGGAGGCGCUUGCCUGGUGCUCUGGGAUGAAACCACAGGCUUCGCAGAGGCCUUGGAGAGGCACCACGUGAGCUGCGCCACGCUGACGCCUUCGGCGCUGGCGGUGUUGCGGCCGAGUCUGCGGCUGGCGAAGCUGGCGGUGGCGGCGGAGGCGUGCCCGCCGGCGCUGGUGAAGACGUGGGCGCCGGGCCGGCGCCUGGUGAACGCGUACGGGCCCAGCGAGAGCACGGUGGUGGCCACCUGGGCCGAGCUCCGCGAGCGCGAGCUCGCGUCGGAUUCGCAGCACUCCGGCUCCACGUUUCGGCUGGUGGAGGAGGACGAGUCUGAGGAUUCCUUGCGGCACGUGGCCAUCGGCCGGCCUUUGGGGGGCGUGCAGUGCUACGUCUUUGAGGCCUCGGCCACCAAGUCGCUGCAGCCCAUCGGCACACCUGGGGAGCUGUGCCUGGGCGGAGAGCAGUUGGCCCGCGGCUACCACAAAGACAGCGCCAAGACCGCCGAGAAGUUCGUGCCCAACCCGCUGAACGGCCGGAGGAUGUACAAGACCGGAGACCUUGUGAUGUGGCUGCCCUGCGGCCAGCUGCUUUACCUGGGCCGCAAUGACGAGAUGGUGAAAGUUCGUGGCUUCCGCAUUGAGCUGACCGAAGUGGAAGCUGCCCUGGCCGCGCUCGGUGCACAGGCCGUGGCCGUGAGCUUGAACGCGGCCAAGGAUGGACUCUGGGCGUGGGUCACGCCCGAGUCCCUGUCACCGGCCACACUGCGAGCGGAGCUGCAGAAGACCCUGCCGCAGUACAUGGUGCCCAGCAGGGUCACGGUGCUUGCAAGCCUCCCGCUGACGCCGAAUGGCAAGAUCGACAAGCCGCGGCUUUUGGCCGAGUCUUCUUCAGAGGGACUUGAUGCCAACGAGGAGGAUCUGUCCUUUGUUGCCCCAGAGUCUCCUUUGGAGACCCGACUUUCUGCAGCGGCUGCGGAGGCGCUUGGCCUGGAGAAGCUCGGGGUCACCACGGACCUCCGCACCGCGGGGAUGACGUCGUUGAAGGCCGUGCUGCUGUCCCAAAAGCUCCGCGACAUGGGAUUGACAGUGCCGUUGAGUGCCCUCUACGAGCUGCAGACCGUGCGCGCGAUGGCUGAGCAUUUGGCCACGCAGGAGGCCGCCAUUCCCGAGGCGGCACAGGAUCUGGAGGUGCACCGGUGCGAUGCCGCUUGCCGCACAGGCCUCAAGGCCUUGGCGUUCUUUGUCUGCCGGCUCUGCGCUUGGGCCUGGAUCAGUGGCUGCGUCAUUUGGCCUGCCAUGCUGCCGCUGAGCCUUGCAAGCCACGCCGCAAACAGCGGUGCGUCAGCCUUUUCCUGCCUGGUGCUUGUGUCAUACCCGCUCUACCUGAUGAGUACCAUGCUUUUGGUGGUCAUCACAAAGUGGACGGUGGUGGGGCAGUACCGAGCAGGUGUGCUGCAAAAUGACUCCUGGGCCUUCUUUCGCUGGUGGGUGGUGGACCGCCUGGUGGUCUUCGCGAACGAGCUGUGCUUCAGCGCCUUUCGUGGCGGCCCAGUUUGGUUCGCCUACCUCCGCGCGCUCGGUUUGCGUACUUCUGGCUACUGCCGCAUUGACACUCGCUACAUCUCAGAGUUUGAUCUCAUCACCCUGGGCCGGUGCUGCGUCAUUGCCGAGGGCGCGAAGAUGCGGCCGGCAGUGGCGGAGGCCGCGCUCCUCCACUUGCGGCCCAUGGCUUUCGGGAACUUUUGCGCCGUGGGCGAGAAUGCGGUUUGUACUGCGGGUUGCGUGGCUGGUGACAACGUCACCUUGCAGCCGCUGUCUUUGUUUUCUGGCCGCACCGGCCGCACCCUCCCUGACGGGUCUGUUUGGAAGGGAGCCCCGCUGGUGCAAUCCAGGCAGCAGCCCAUCCGCUUUCCUCCCGGUAUGCUUUGCCGCGACCUCUUUGCAGAUAUUGUCGCGUUGCUGCUGACGCUCUCCUUGCAGACACUCUGCAGCAUGGCCGCGUAUUGCGUGUUCGGCCUCCUGGCAGACGCACAAGGUUUCCGGACCGAGGCGGGUGUCUGGCAGUGGCAGUCGCAGAAUGAGGGCUGGCUGUUCGCGGCCACCUGGCUCCUCUUCGGUCCACCAGUCAUGGCCUCUGCGGACGUGUUGCUGAACCUGGACCUGGCAAGCCUUGCGGACGAGGUGGCACAGGCAAUGGGUAUGACCCAGAUACAGUUCGGUUUGCGUCUGGCAGGUAUGGUGGUUGUGGGCUUUGCGGUUUAUGGCUGGACCCUGACCCUGAGCUCGGCGCUGCUCUGCAGGUUCAUCAGAGGCUCCAGAAAUCUCAACUCCUGGUUCUUCCAGGUUCGGCGCGUGGUGCUGAGGCUGACCUUCCCCCGCUAUCCGGCCCAGCUUUCUGGAACCUGGGCCAUGUCGCUGUAUUUGCGGCUGCUGGGCGGCCGCGUGUCACUACGCGCCACGGUGGCUGUUGCGGAGCCGCCGCUGGAGCCAAGGAAGUUGCACGUGGCAGAGGACGCCUUGCUGCUAAGCCACCAAGCCUUGGGCGACUGCGAGGUUGGGAAGGGCGCUGUGGUGGGCGCAGAUGCUGUCAUGCUGCCUCAUUCACACGUCGAGCCGGAUGCUGUGGUUGGGGCCAUGACCGUUGCCGGCAGACCGGUCCGCUCGGACUUGCAGCUGGUGGGCAAUCCGGGGGUCAUCAUGCGCCGGAGCACCCUGAGCAAGGCGCCCUCCGGCUGGGCCCGAGGCGGCCGUGCGGCGGUGAGGGUCCUCUACCCCUUGCUCGCGCCGAUGCUUCUGCAGCUUCUGCUGCUGCUCACGCUGCUUCCGGCCAUGUACCUGUUGACGCUUGUGCUGGCCAGCUUCAUGAAGCAGCUGCAGGGCUGGACAGGCCGCCUGGCUCUGGCGGGGAGCCUGCCAUUGGCCUACAUCGCCUUGGGCUGGUGCCUUUGUCUUCUCGCUGUUCCGUUGAAAUGGAUCAUCCUGGGCGUCAGUCCAAGCCGAUCCUGGCGAUGGUACGGCUCGGUGCGGAGUCACCUCGCCAUGUUCUCCCAGCAGCUGAACGCCAUGUCCAUCGCCGUAUUUAUGGGAAUGGCACUGGGCUCCCCAUUCUACAACUGCUGGUUGAAACUUCUGGGGGCGAGGGUGGCCAGCGAUGCUCUCUUGCUGACUGCUGUGGUAAGUGAGCAUGACAUGCUCACCAUUGGCAAGGGUGCGGCUGUGGACAAGGAGGCACUGCUUUCCAGCACACGCAUGCUGCCGACUGGGCCCGGCCAGCCGCAGGGGUUCUGCACCAGCAGCAGCCCAGUCGCCGUUGGGGUGGGCAGCACUGUAUCCCAUGCAGCUGCAGUGGUGGCUGCGGAGACGGGCAGCUUCAGCGUGCUGGCGCCACUUUCGGCCGUGGGUCCCUCUGCCCGGCUGCCAGCGCAGACGCUGGCUGUCGGCCUGCCGCCCCAGGCCUUCGUGUGGUCCAGAGGCGAGAACUUGGUGUGGCCCAGCGCGCGGCCAAUCCCGCGGGAGUUGCGCCCGCCAAUCGUUUUGCCUGCGUACGUCAGCCGAGCCAUUGGACGAAUGAAGGUCAACGCCUCGUCGGCCAGCAUGGAACUGGCACCCUUGGUGACUGGUGCCUGCGGCUUCCUUGGCAGGCACGUGGUUGCCGCGCUGCUAGAGACUGGCCUGUGCAGCCGUGUCUUCUGCUUGGUCCGCGCGGCUGACAGCACGAGCGCCCAUCGCCGGGUGGAGGAGGCGCUUCGCAAGGCUGGAGUGGCGUCGCUGGACCAGGUCGAGGCGGUGGUCGGGGACCUGUCGCAGCGGAACUUCGGGCGAUCCUUCGUGGAGGUGCAGCGCCUGGCGAACCGCGUGACUCACGUCUUCCACUCCGCCGCCAAAGUGAACCUCACGGAGCCCUUCGAGAUGAUGCGCAAGGACAACGUGGAUUCGACUGCGCAUUUGCUGGAGUUUUGCUCCAUGGUGCGGCCGAAGCCCUUUCAUCAUAUUUCCACCAUGGGCGUGCUGACGCGGCUGCCUAAGUCGGUCCGUCGGUGUUUGGCCACACCAAAUUCAUCCAAAUGCCCCAUACAGGCCAGAUAUGCUGGAGCGCGCGGCUUCGCUCGAAUUGUUACGUCGCUCGCAGCUUCCCAGCUUCGCGCAGGACCGGCAAGGAGCAGUCCGAGAAAGCGCGCCGCUGGGCGACAUCCGCAGCAUGCCUUUGUACGGCACAGGGGACCAGGCCAAUGGUUAUCCUCAAAGCAAAUGGUUGGCAGAAAUGAUGGUGUUCGAGGCGGCUCGGCAGGGGCUGCCAGCCUUUGUUCACCGGCCUGGUCUUAUUGGCGGUCACUCCAAAACUGGGGCAUCGGCGCAAGACGUCUUCUUCCACUUCCUCUCGGAUGUGCUCCAACUGCGGCGCUUGCCAGCCAUGGAGGGAGACAAGUUCAACUUGACGCCGGUGGAUUGGGUGGCCAAGGCGAUCGUCCACGUCGCUCUGCGGGAGGAAGGUGUCAGUGGCAGUGUCUUCCACCCGGCUGUGCCCCACAAUGCCAUCACCAUUGCGGAGUUGGUCAAGGUGUUCCGAGACUUCGGGUAUCAGAAUCUGCAGAUCAUGGACUUCGUGAAAUGGCGUGACACCAUCAUCGCAGAUCCGAUCCGCUUCAAGAGUUGGUCCUUCUGCGCGGCCCUCACGGCAGAGGGCCACGGCAUCGACUCCAUGGCCGACAGCUCCGCGGGCGCUCGGGCCAUGCGCGAAGCCGUGGGCGAGGCCUACGACGCCUUCCGAGCGGACCAGUGCCUGGUGCAGCAGAUCCGGUGGUGCGUGGGCGAAGGAUUACUUCCGCAGCCCGACGGUGGGGACCCGGACGUUGUGUGAACUUUUAAAGAAAAGGUCGAGCCAAGACUCCAGGCCAAGCCUCGGGUUUCUUUUCUGAGCCAUUUGGAAUCGGCUGGGCACCGAAGGGAGCCUUGCGGUUUCCAUCAUGGCCAGGGGUUUUUGGCGGCGCUGCCAAAGUUCCAGCCCCUCUUGAUUUAUUUUGCCCAUUCAGAACAUGGCUGCAAGAUCAUUUGGACUUUCAAGCCAAUGCCUUCGCAAACAGACCUGACCGCGGUCAGAUUGCCCAC